AUGACUUCCAACUGCACCGGGAUCAUCAACCUCCGCUACCAAGAUGGCAGCGAGGGAAGCGCCUCCAACCCCGCCAAGUACAACAACCAGGACUACGUGCAGCUGAAAGAUAACCACCUCCGCAGGAGACGCCCAUUCGUGGACUACAGCUUCCCCCCCAACGACCGCUCUCUGGGCAACAUCGAAAUCCCCAGCCAUGUUCAAGUGGAAUGGCUUCGUCCUUCGGAAAUCCUGAAAGCCCAAAACAAGAGUGAGGAGCCUGUUUUCUGCUCCAAAGGAGCCUCAAGAUUUGAUUUUGGACAAGGCAGCAUCGGUAACUGCUGGUUUCUGGCUGCGAUCGGCUCACUGACUUUCCAAAAGACCCUGAUGGCUCAAGUGGUGCCCAUGGACCAGUCCUUCAACAACUACGCUGGAAUCUUUCAUUUCAGGUUCUGGCAUUUUGGCAAGUGGGUGGACGUGGUCAUUGACGACCUUCUGCCCACAGCGAACAAGCAGCUGCUGUUUGUGCACUGCAAAGGAGGAAACGAGUUCUGGGUUCCUCUGCUGGAGAAAGCAUACGCCAAGCUGUGCGGCACUUACGCUGACAUGAACGCCGGGCUGCCGUCAGAGGCCUGCAAGGACUUCAGCGGCGGCGUGAACAUGAGUUACGACCUGCAGCAGGAACACACCAGCGGCCACGAUGAGGAGCUGUGGCUCAGGCUGACCAGAGCCACCGGCUGCAAGUCAAUGAUCUGCUGUGGGACCCCCUCCAAAGGAGGCAGGAUCGUAAACACCGUUGCACACACCGGACUGGUGGACGCCCACGCCUACACUGUCACCGGUGUCACCGAGGUCACCUACUAUGGCAGCAAGGUCAGGCUGGUGCGGGUCAUGAAUCCCUGGGGCAAACAAGAGUGGACUGGAAAGUGGAACGACAAGUCAGACAUGUGGGACAGAGUGAACCCAGAGGAUCGGGAGAAGUGCUUCAACCGCGAAGACGGAGAGUUCUGGAUGGAGCUGGAGGACUUCUGCCGCUACUUCGACCUCCUGUCCAUGUGCUGUGAGAACCCCAACUUUAUCGACGGAGACCUGACCUGCCAGUGGAAGUGCAUGACCUACGACGGCAGCUGGGUCGCAGGGAGAUCUUCAGGCGGCAACGUCAACAGCUCUUCCUUUUACACCAACCCUCAGUACCGCGUCCAGGUGGACAUCAUCGACAGGCAGGAGAAAGACGACCAGAACAUCAUGAUCUCCCUGAUGCAGAAACCUCAGCAGGAGAACCGGAAAGACAGAAGGCUCUUUGCGACUGGACUCACCAUCUACAAGAUCCCAGCUGGGACCCGGCAGGGACGCCUGCGCUCCUCCUUCUUCAGAAAGAACAGGCCUCUGAACGCGCAGGUCUACAGCUACACCAGGGACCUGGUUCAGCUCUACAGCCUGCAGCCUGGAGAGUAUGUGAUCAUCCCCUCUACCUCUGGAACCAACAACACCGCAGACUUUGUCAUGAGCGUCUACACCAAGGCUGAGGCCAAGAUCACUCCUCACCACGGAGAUGAAGACGAUCACGACCAUGAGCAUGAAGAGGAAGAGGAGGAGGCAAAGGAGGAAGAGGAGGAUGCAGACUUAAUCCUUCCUGAGAUCCCUGACAAAGACAAAGACGACAGCAAUGAUCGCGAUCCCAUCCGCGCCAUCUUCAGGCGCUACUGUGAUCAGAGAGAUGAGCUGCGUCCCAGACAGCUCCAGAGGCUGCUGGCUGACAAGUUCCCUCACGGGACCCGGAACGGCUUUACGCUGGAAACCUGCAGGAGCAUGAUUGCGAUUGUGGAUCUUGACCAGCGGAUGACCAUGACCUUCAAAGAGUUUUCAAUUCUGUGGAAAAAGAUCACUGAAUACAAGAAAAUCUUCCACAGCUCCGACCUGAACCGCGGCGGCACGCUGUCUCAGUACGAGCUCCAGAAGGCCGUCACAGCUGCAGGGAUGGACGUGACCGACGGCAUGGUGAUGCUGAUGAUGUUCCGCUACUCAGGCUUCUCCACCACCUCCCUGGAGGAGUUCAUCAUUCUCAUGCUGCAUCUGGACAAGACAACCAGCGUUUUCAAGGACAAGUCCACCGAUGGCGUUAUCCACCUGACCUGGGAGGAGUGGUCCAACUUCUCUCUGUACAACUAGACUGAAGGCAGCGCAGGAGCCUUGCAAGAGGAGAAUCAAGCAAUCUAAACAUCGCUCUUAUUGGAACUGAUGUCUCC
Molecule: messenger RNA, 2225 nt
Organism: Salarias fasciatus (jewelled blenny)
Lineage: Eukaryota; Metazoa; Chordata; Actinopteri; Blenniiformes; Blenniidae
Product: calpain-2 catalytic subunit-like
Exons: 21
Coding region: 1-2148 (715 amino acids)
Biological process (GO): proteolysis
Cellular component (GO): cytoplasm
Molecular function (GO): calcium ion binding; calcium-dependent cysteine-type endopeptidase activity
Source: RefSeq, a predicted model, not a curated record